This is a messenger RNA of Penicillium brevicompactum, 1158 nucleotides long. RefSeq lists its product as uncharacterized. The transcript has 3 exons. Bases 1 to 1158 code for a protein of 385 amino acids. Gene Ontology annotation, molecular function: FMN binding; oxidoreductase activity. NCBI's taxonomy places the organism in Eukaryota, Fungi, Ascomycota, Eurotiomycetes, Eurotiales, Aspergillaceae. The record is from RefSeq and is a predicted model, not a curated record.
AUGGCAAACAACACCCCCAUCUCUCUCUCUGUCGCGAAGGACGUACUUCCGGAGAAGUCAUGGGUUUACGCGUCAAGCUCCGCAGCCACAGGCCUUUCAAUGCGCUCCAAUCUGGAUGACUGGUCUUUGAUCAACUUCCGUCCUCGGAUUUUGAGAAAAGUUGACAGAAUGGACACCAGGAGGUCCAUCUUGGGAAAUACCUCACAAUUCCCCUUCUUCGUAUCGGCCAUGGGAACCCUAGGCAGCUCACACCCAGGCGCCGAGCCUUUGCUCGUGCGAGGAGCUACACGCAAAGGAAUGCACACCAUGAUCAGCACCGCAUCUACGAAGCCCCUGGAGGAAAUUAUGGAUGCACACCGGGAGGAGCAGCGACUCCUCAACAAUCAGAGUCCUUCCAAUCUGUCCUUUCAACUCUAUGUCCCCGAGGAUCGAGCGAGAGCCAAGUCUCUCAUUCAAAGAGUGAAAGCUGCAGGGUACCAAAGCUUGUGGGUCACCGUGGACACUUCAACCCUGGGCAAGCGUACUGCAGAUCGAUACCUUCAAGCCCAAGAAAACCUCCAGACUGGUCAGACUGAGAAUGCCAGAGAUAUUCAUAACGAGAACGAUUUUGCUCCCGCAUUUGGAGGUCGGCAGGUUCCAGGCUCAGUAGAUGCCGGGCUUACCUGGGAUGAUUUGAAAUGGAUUGCCCAGGAGUGGAACGGUCCACUUGUUUUGAAGGGAAUCCAGAGCGUCGAAGAUGUGAAGCUGGCGGUUCAGCGUGGUGUCCAGGGAAUUCUGUUGAGCAAUCACGGUGGCAGGCAAAUUCAUUCUGCUCCAAGCUCACUGACGACACUUCUGGAAAUCCGCAAGUAUUACCCGGAAGCAUUUGACAAGCUCCAAGUGUUUGUUGAUGGCGGUCUUCGCGACGGAGCCGACGUUCUCAAAGCUUUAUGUCUCGGAGCGACUGCUGUGGGGGUUGGUCGUCCAUACUACUAUGCUCUCGCCGCAUAUGGCGCCGAAGGAGUGGAAAGAUGUACAGACAUUCUUGCUGAAGAGGUAGAGAUCACCAUGAAGAUGCUUGGAGUCACCUCGUUGGAUCAGCUCCGGCCAGAGAUGAUCAACACGAGCCGACUAGAGAAUGAGAUGUGGCGGCCGGCAUUUGGAAAGUCCAAAUUAUAA